AUGUCGACCGAUCAACAACAAACCUCUUCACAACAAUCUUAUACUCAUUAUCAGCAUUUGUCGUCUAUUGGAACUCUUGCUGGUAAUAAUAAUGGUAUAGGUUCACAUAAUCCCAUCUUGUAUAAUGCCAAUCAAUACUCCCAAACUUCGACAAUGGCUGGAUCAAAUUCAACCCAAGUUAUCAAUACAUCUUUAAAUGUGUCAUCGGGAGUUGCCACAUCAGUGGAUACUUUUGCUAAUAGAAAAUCUUCGGCUACAACUAUGAUCACGUCACCAAUAAAAAAUCUUCAAGAUCUCGUAUCUGAAAAAUCACCAUAUACUUAUGCAACUUUGAUUAAUUAUGCAAUUGAAAAUUCUCCUAAUAAAAAACUCACAUUAAAUGAAAUUUAUAAUUGGAUUAUGGAGAAUUAUCCUUAUUAUAAGACCCUGGUGCUGGCUAGAAAUGCUGUUGAAACUGAAUCAUGUAACAAAAGAUCUUUGAGUGUUUGUCGCAGUAUGCCAUACCGACCACCUUCUCAUUAUACUUACACAACUAUGGAACAACAUUACCUUUCAGCACAAAGGCUUGGAGGUAAUGCAAGCAUCCAACAACAAACAAUGUCUUAUACCGGUGCUAGUAUUAGUAAUAUUGCCACUUAUGAUACUAAUAGCCACGCUCAUAUGGACGGGCAUAAUGCUACCGCUUUUAGCGGAUAUA
This is a messenger RNA of Racocetra fulgida, 697 nucleotides long. The record is from the annotation of a GenBank genome assembly. NCBI's taxonomy places the organism in Eukaryota, Fungi, Glomeromycota, Glomeromycetes, Diversisporales, Gigasporaceae.